This is a messenger RNA of Antrostomus carolinensis (chuck-will's-widow), 975 nucleotides long. It is a transcript of the gene INPP5A, whose product is annotated as inositol polyphosphate-5-phosphatase A. Gene Ontology annotation, molecular function: inositol-polyphosphate 5-phosphatase activity. The record is from RefSeq and is a predicted model, not a curated record. Gene Ontology annotation, biological process: phosphatidylinositol dephosphorylation. The transcript is spliced from 11 exons. NCBI's taxonomy places the organism in Eukaryota, Metazoa, Chordata, Aves, Caprimulgiformes, Caprimulgidae. The coding region runs from base 1 to 975 and encodes 324 amino acids.
AUGGCUAUUAAAGGAAUAAUGCUGCUGAUCCUCCUUACAAAGUGCCCUGAGAAAUGGUUUAGCCAAAUCACAGUGCCUCUUGUCAAACUGAAUCAUGUUCAGCUGCUCUCUUCCAUGACCAAAUCACUGAUACGUAGCUGCCUCCUUCUCUUCUCCUUUCUUGCAACAGUAUGGGAGGACGAAAAGGAUCCAGCUGGCCCCUGUCUGAGCUGGGUAACAUCAUCGUCGCAGGCAGGCCAGUCUAGCUCAGAGGGCUUCAGCGUUUCUCCUAAUUCUCCUGAUGCACCCAAACAGAGAGUUUUUGUCACAGGCCUUCAUGAAAAUGUGUCAGGGAACUGCCGUGCUAAAAGGCACUGCUUUGAAAAGUCUAAAUGGAUAAUUAUAGAUCAGCGGUUUGAGAAAGUUUCCUAUUUCGUCUUUGGAGAUUUUAACUUUAGACUGGAUGCCAAAGCAGUAGUAGAGACACUAUGUGCAAAAGCUACAAUGCAGACUAUCCGGGCAGCUGACACAAAUGAAGUAGUCAAGCUAAUAUUUCGUGAAUCUGAUAAUGACCGAAAGGUUAUGCUACAAUUAGAAAAGAAGCUUUUUGACUAUUUUAAUCAAGAUGUAUUUAGAGAUAACAAUGGCACUGCGCUUUUAGAAUUUGACAGAGAGCUGUCAGUCUUUAAAGACAGAUUGUAUGAACUGGACAUCUCAUUUCCUCCCAGUUACCCGUACAGCGAGGACUCUAGCCAGGGAAAGCAGUACAUGAAUACGAGAUGUCCAGCCUGGUGUGACAGAAUCCUGAUGUCCCACUCAGCCAAGGAGCUCAUUCUGAAAUCAGAAAAUGAUGAGAAGAUAGUAAUAUAUGACCACAUUGGGCCAAAUGUCUGCAUGGGGGAUCACAAGCCUGUGUUCCUGUCCUUUCGAAUAGCUGCUGGGGCAGGAAAAAGAUGCCUACGAACUGAGAAGAUUUUCCGUGAAACCACACUGUAG